AUGCCGCCGCUGUCCCACCUAUAUCAGCGUCAUUUCUCUGACAAUAAUCUCACUCUCUGUGCCACAGUCAACGCAUCUGAUGGGGAGACAGUUCCACUGAAGGCAUGUCCAGGUACUGUGCCUCUUUUCUGUUGGUUUGGAGCUGACAAGGUCUUAUUAUUGACUGUAGGACAUAUUUGCUGUUUUUGUGUGGCAAGAUGAUGAGAACAGAUUUAUGUCAGGUUUGUCUGAAUGUAUUUGAUCAGAUUUCAGGCUGUAUUUAAUGGUCCUUUAACUUCAAGAGAAAAACACUUUAUAGAUCGUCACCCUAUUAAAAUAAUGGCAUAAGUCAUUUUUUGAAGAAAAUGAGUUUUUGGCCCAAAUCAUCUCUUGAUAAUGCUGGCCAUCUCUGGUCAAAUCGCCUAAAUCUUUAGUUGAAAGGAUCAUGCCAUGAUCCUUUUUUUACCAGAGAUGGCCAGCAUUAUCAAGAGGUGAUUUAGGCAAAAAACUCAUUUUUGUCAAAAAUGACUUGGGCCAUUAUUUAAAUAGGGUGACGAGAUUCAAGUUUUGUAUGUGUAAGCGGGCCUACUUUGCCAAAACUGACACGAAUGCUCCAUGCUUAUGUUGUGAAAAACUUGACAGCUUGGGUAAAAUCGCAUUAAGUUUCACACGAAAGUCAAGUUGUGUUACAUCUUACAUGUCGGUGUAAAUCUAUAAUUUAAACAAGUGUUGAAACAUGUGGAGUUGCACCAGAUGUUGGGCACAAUUGUUGUAAAGCUAGAUAUAAAAGCAUAAAAGAGUCGAUAUCAGUAGUGAUCGACUGGUUUAUUGGGCUGAUCAAUGGCAUUUUGAUGGAAUCAGCAUUGUAUCUGCAUCUGUCCUUGCAAGGCCGAUAUCCUCAUUAUUUUUCAGAAUUAAAAACACAUUUAAAAGCCUGUUAUGUCUAAAACUGUGACUGUCUUGUUUCUUAUAUAAAUCCUGUUUUAGUGUUUAGAACAAUGCAGAUAACGAUAUGAAUAUAAGCCUUGUGCGUUUUCUUCUUUCUUACUGAUUUCAGAUCAGUAAGACUUCUCUUGUGACGAUAUUUAAAAGGGCUGUUUUGUAUAGUUUGAUUCAUUGUAAUUAUGAAAGUACUGCUCAUCAUUAUGAAGUAGACUAACCUGUUGUCUCUGUUUUAUUCUGCUUUUCUUCAGCCGGGAGAAAAGAUGGUUUCUGUUACACGGAGGAGCAGUUGUUUGCUGCUGCUUCUCACGAUAAAUCUUUCUGUCUACCCCCCUCUGCUUAUCUUCAUCCUGAUCAGACCUGCUGUUUCUAUAUCUGUCCAAACAUCACCAAAAGUCGAGACCACUACAGUUAAUAACACCAACUCAUCAAUUUUUUCCAACAUUGGUGCAACUCCCACAAUCCUAAUAUCAUCUACCUCCACCAGCAGCUCAAUAUCUUCUCAUGAAUCAACACUAGCUUCUUCUACAAUGUCUGACAUGGAUCAAACGUCCCCCAGAGACCUUUUCAUAUCUUCACCAUUGACACCUUCAAAAACCUUCAAAAGCUCUGAGAGUGGUAAUCCAGUCCGAUCCCUCCAAAAAUGUCACCUUUCCAAAAGGACUCUGUAUCCCACAUCUUUUAAAAAAUGCCAACCUCACACUACCAAAGUCUUUCCCUCUUCUAACUCAACUUUUUUUCCUAAAAGCUUACCAUCGUACCCUUCAACUCAAAAUGCUUCAAAUGAGCUCCCCUCUCUUCAGUCAACUCUGUCCUCUCCCAACGCAAUCUUGCCUUUGACCCCCAAAACAUGGCCGCUCUUUAUAGCCAAACCUUCCCCCAUCCCUAUCCCGAACUUGACAUCGCCCCCAGAGACAGCAGCCUUGUACCAGCCUGGGUCGCUUCCACCUCCUCCAUCUCUACCUGACACCACGAGUCCGCUGUUUGAGCACCAGCCUUUCUUUGUGACUUGGAACAUCCCUGAUCGAGUUUGUAAGAGAAACAACAUCUCAUUGGACACAUCGCCUUUUCAUGGAGUGUCCACGCCUGCUAAGGCAAGUGUAGAAAACAUCUGAACAUCUCUGGGUCUCAGUCUCCACGCCAUCACAAGAACUAUUGAUCUUCCUGAAAAUGUUGUUUUGUACUUUUUUUUUUUUUUUUUCCAAGAAAUUUAACAGCUGUUUCACUUUUUAAUCUCUACUGCAGGUCCCCGGUCAGUUCCUGUCUCUGUUCUACGCAGACCGACUGGGUCUUUACCCACAUGUAGAUCUCAAGAGCAGAAAACUGUACAAUGGUGGCAUCCCGCAAAGAGGUGAUCUGAAAGCCAGUAUGCUGAAGGCCAAAGCAGAUAUUAACUACUACAUCCCAUUCAAGUAAGAUUACCACAUUCAAAACCCCACUUCUUGAUUUCCUCACUCAUUUGAUACUGAUCUCGAAGUUGCUCUUCAUCCUCUAGGACAAGUCUUGGCUUGUCAGUGAUAGACUGGGAGGAAUGGCGCCCUCUAUGGGAAAGAAACUGGGGCACUAAAAAAAUUUAUCAGACUCUGUCUGUGGCUCAUGUAAAGCAACAAAACGAGUCCCUCACUGAGGAGCAGGCCACAAAGAUCGCCAAACAACAAUUCCAGGUCAGAGAUGACAUUGUAUGAAUUCUUUCUGAAAAGCUGAUUGGUGUUUAACUUUACUUUUUCCUUCUUUUUUGUAGUUGGCAGCAAAGAGUUUCAUGUCAGGGAUGUUGGCACUGGGCCGAUCAAUAAGACCCAACUAUCUCUGGGGCUUCUAUCUGUUUCCAAACUGCUAUAAUCACGGCUGGGAGCAUCCAGACUACACAGGCCAGUGCUCUGAGGAGGUGAAGAGGCAGAAUGAUGAGCUGUUCUGGCUGUGGGAGUCCAGCACUGCCCUCUAUCCCUCAGCCUACCUGCAGGUCAGGGUCAUUUCAAAUUCAGAACCCACUGGCUUUAAUCUGCUGACAGUGUAUUUAUGUCUCUGAGGACAAUGAACACCUCAUCUAUAGCCAGUGGCUAGUCGUGGACGACACCACUACUGGCCACUCUGAUCAGCAAGUAGAGAAGUGACCAUGUACCCAGUGUGUGUGAAUUAACCUCUCUAUACAUGUCUACAUAAUACACUGUAUUGUUUCUCGGUUAAUGUCAUUGCCUAGUUAUUUGUUUCUGUCACUGUCUCAGAUUCUUCGUGGCAUAGAUUCAACAAGGUGCUGGAAGCAUUCCUCAGAGAGCUUGGUCCAUAUUGACAUGAUGGCAUCACACAGUUGCCGCAGAUUUGUCGGCUGCACAUCCAUGAUGCAAAUCUCCCGUUCCACCACAUCCCAAAGAUGCUCUAUUGGAUUGAGAUCUGGUGACUGUGGAGGCCAUUUGAGUACAGUGAACUCAUUGUCAUGUUCAAGUAACCAGUCUGAGAUGAUUCCAGCUUUAUGACAUGGCGCAUUAUCCUGCUGAAAGUAGCCAUCAGAAGUUGGGUACAUUGUGGUCAUAAAGGGAUGGACAUGGUCAGCAACAAUACUCAGGUAGGCUGCGGCGUUGCAACGAUGCUCAAUUGGUACCAAGGGGCCCAAAGAGUGCCAAGAAAAUAUUCCCCACACCAUGACACCACCACCACCAGCCUGAACCGUUGAUACAAGGCAGGAUGGAUCCAUGCUUUCAUGUUGUUGACGCCAAAUUCUGACCCUACCAUCCGAAUGUCGCAGCAGAAAUCGAGACUCAUCAGACCAGGCAACGUUUUUCCAAUCUUCUAUUGUCCAAUUUCGAUGAGCUUGUGCAAAUUGUAGCCUCAGUUUCCUGUUCUUAGCUGAAAGGAGUGGCACCCGGCGUGGUCUUCUGCUACUGUAGCCCAUCUGCCUCAAAGUUGGACGUACUGUGCGUUCAGAGAUGCUCUUCUGCCUACCUUGGUUGUAACGGGUGGUUAUUUGAGUCACUGUUGCCUUUCUAUCAGCUCGAACCAGUCUGGCCAUUGUCCUCUGACCUCUGGCAUCAACAAGGCAUUUCCGCCCACAGAACUGCCGCUCACUGGAUAUUUUUUCUUUUUCGGACCAUUCUCUGUAAACCCUAGAGAUGGUUGUGCGUGAAAAUCCCAGUAGAUCAGCAGUUUCUGAAAUACUCAGACCAGCCCUUCUGGCACCAACAACCAUGCCACGUUCAAAGUCACUCAAAUCACCUUUCUUCCCCAUACUGAUGCUCGGUUUGAACUGCAGGAGAUUGUCUUGACCAUGUCUACAUGCCUAAAUGCACUAAGUUGCCGCCAUGUGAUUGGCUGAUUAGAAAUUAAGUGUUAACGAGCAGUUGGACAGGUAUACCUAAUAAAGUGGCCGGUGAGUGUAAUACACUGUAUUGUUUCUCGGUUAAUGUCAUUGCCUAGUUAUUUGUUUCUGUCACUGUCUCAGAUUCACUAUAAACUAUAAACCCUUAAAGCUCCUGGGAGGAACUUUUGGUUAUGCCAGUUUUGUCACCCCUUGUGGACAAAGCAGAUUUUUCUUAACUUGUCCUCUACAUGCUUGAGUAGUGUGUUCUGAAAAAAAAUUUCAUCCCAACAUUUGCUCUCAACCUUUUAUAUGAAAAGUGUAAAGACGGGUCUGCAGCUGCUCGGCUGACACCUAACCCUUGCAAAGGUUUCAGGCAUUAAAAAUUACAUGAUAAAAAUUGUCAAUCUAUUCAGAGAUGUUCUUGCUUUUGUAGAUGGUAAAAAGUCAUGAGUGUGAAUUUCAGACCAUUUCAUAAGAUAUAAAAAAACCCCUCAUCUUAGCUUUAAGUUUUCUGAAAGAGCUUCGUGAUGCAGAAUUAGGAGAGGAAAAUCGCAAGCUUUGUCAGGAAAAAUCCAAACUUUGUUAAGACUUUGUCAAGACAACAACGUUUGCUUGUUUGUUGGAAGUAUGAGUGAUCAGUUAGUUUGUACUGUUUUUCCAUCAGAUUAGGGCUGGGCGAUAAAACAAUAAUAGAUAUCAAAAAUUAAUUUCCCUUGAUAUCGAUAUAAAACAUGGUCAAUACGCUUUUCGACAGUCCGCAUUCUGCCAUGUUUUGGUAGACUAUACGAACAGCCAAUAAAAAGGGGAGUUGUGUGAAGUAGCAAACAACUGCAUAGUAGCAGGACGUAGCUACAUGCAACCAUAGCACUUUAACACGUGGGGCCGACAGCGCUGUCGGUGAGAAAAAAAGAAAAUGAGUGCUACCCCCAGCAGAAAUGCGGAUAAGGGCUCAACAGAUGAUGACAUUGUCAACAACUCUGGCACGAAAACGUCAGUGGUGUGGAGGUAUUUUGUUUUUUAAGGUCGGACAUGAGGCAGAGUAAUGUACACUGCAAAUUAUGUCGAGUACAUGUUCUCGCAAAGUUGGGGAAUACCUCAAAUCUUUUUCACCACCUGAAGCAGUGCCACGCAGCAGAGCACGCACUAUGCAAAAGGUGGAGCAAAGAGCUCAUGGCGCCUGUGCAGCUGAAACAGCCGACCAUUCAGUCCGCUUUCUCUGGUGCAACGCCUUACAACAAAAAAGAGACCUCACAGAUGCAGUAGCUUAUUGUAUCGCAAAAGACAUGCUACCAAUAAGCACUGUUAAAUUUCAUUUUUGAUAUCAUGAUUUAUAUCGAUAUCGACGGAUCUGAAAAAAUAUAUCGUGAUAAACCUUUUCCCACAUCGCCCAGCCCUACAUCAGAUCUGUUCAUGUCUGCCGUUCUAACACGGGUCAAAGUGUCUCGAGGACCCAACCCUUCCAGCUAAUCACUGCCCACCAUAAACUUCAUGAGGAGGGUCUAUAGAGAUAAACAAAUUGUAACCUCUUCAAACAAAAACAGUAACUUUUCAAUCUUGAUACCUGGAGGUUUAAAGGUAAAUCUUUUUCUCUAUCUUUGCACUGUUUCAGGUUUCUCUGGCAGACAACCCGAAAGCUGCCCUGAUGGUGAGAAACCGUAUCCAGGAGGCUCUGAGAGUAUCAGCCCUGCCAAGACCAAGUGCCACCGCACCUGUGUUAGUUUACAUGCGGCCUGUCUUUGUCGACCAAAACAGACGCUUCCUCAGCCAGGUAAAUAAGAGGAAUUUAAAUGUUUAUUUGUUUAUUACAUGCUGCAUUGUUGGUUGUAUUAUGUAACACCGACCUCUCUUUGAUAGACAUGUAUUAUCGAUCCAAAACUCUUCACUUUUGGAUCAAUAAUUUAAGUCACAGUAAGGUUAAAUUUAAGAAAUGACCCAUUACCCAGCAACCACUGCAAACACUUGGCUAGAUUAGACAAAGAUUGGGUUACUUCCUCAUUCGUGUGGUGAGGUGUUUUUAGCCGGAGGUCCAGUUUUGAGAGGAGUUUGGUUUCUUGGUGUAACAGCACCCUGCUCAGGUGGUGACCCUCAUCCUCUUUUGUCACCCUGUACUCUGUCUCUGUGUGUAUUUUUUGGAGAAGAACAGUCAAAAUGUCCGUGUUUCAUGAUAGUUUGAGUGUCUGUGAAAGUUUCCUUGUGCUUUUAAAAAAGGUGGUUAUGAAUAUGUUGUGUACAGGAAGACCUGGUCAGCACCAUUGGUGAGAGUGCAGCAGUGGGGGCCUCUGGAGCUGUGAUGUGGGGGGCCAGUGCCGACUUCAAUGACCAGGUAACAUCACACCGCAGACCUCCACCGGACUGCAGAGAGACAUGACAGAGCUCUGAUGGCAGGUAGUUUGAGCAGAGACAAUAUGUUCAGGGAGAUGGUGUCGGAGUGUGCUGACACUAAAGGGGCAGAAGGUACUGAUGGAUUACACUGGCUGGUUGUGAAACAGGAGUAAUUCAGGGUAGGGAAGUAAAGAUUAGCUUGAUGAUGGAAAGCUUCACUAAAUGGCUGUCUACAUUCUUGCGCAUUCAUGUUGUCAGAUAUUCGUAUAAUGAGAUAUUUAGAAUUGAUUAGCACAAAAGCUUCCCAAUAUUGUAAGCAGCACUACUACACUCCACUAUACUGUACUUUUGAUAACUUAAGGAUUGAUCAUUAAUGGUUUAAUGAGCAAGUUUGGUAUAUAUAUUCCUGUUCCCCCUUGUUUCCCAGGAAUCUUGUGAAGACCUCUCCUCCUACCUCACCUCCACCCUUAACCCUUACAUCACCAAUGUGACUCUGGCGGCCCAGCUCUGCAGUAAUUUCCUAUGUCGAGGGAAUGGCCGCUGUGUCCGGAAAAACUACAACUCAGGUCACUACCUCCAUCUGAACCCUGAGAAUUUCAAUGUCUUGCAUGUUCAGAACCGAUACCUGGUCCUGGGGAAACCUACCCUGACAGACCUGAAGAAUUUUAGCAAGAGGUUCACCUGUCAGUGCUAUGAAGGACUCAACUGCUCUCCAAGGACGUACCGAGAGCUCUCCAAGGCUCUGUCAUUUAGUGUGAAGCAGUGGCUGUACCACAAGGCUCACACUCUCACCAAAACAAUGUUGGAGGAGACACAGCAAGACAGUUACACUCAAGACAAAAGACAUUUCAGAUAG
Molecule: messenger RNA, 7391 nt
Organism: Xyrichtys novacula (pearly razorfish)
Lineage: Eukaryota; Metazoa; Chordata; Actinopteri; Labriformes; Labridae
Source: the annotation of a GenBank genome assembly